Messenger RNA from Porites lobata, 15673 nucleotides. Lineage: Eukaryota; Metazoa; Cnidaria; Anthozoa; Scleractinia; Poritidae. The record is from the annotation of a GenBank genome assembly.
AUGCCAGAUUAUUUCCUACGUACAUUAAACUUGUUUGUUGUUUUUUAUUCCUCAGAGAUGAAGUUCAAGAAGUCAACAAGGGUCUCUUCUGGUUUAACAUGUUUUGCAAUUUUAGUUCAAACCAUAUUUUGUAGUUUACAAAUUGGAACGAAUACACAGUUCUGUUGUGAAAAGACUGUCAACUCAACUGGCUUCCGCUGCUGGAAUAACACUAUAAAAGGAAAUAGCGUACAUGUUGCGUGGAAAUUCAACAACUGUUCUCAAAAUGACACAGAAAGAACAUGUUUUAAUGUCACUGAGAUGUAUUCUUGUCGACAAAAUUAUAGUUCUACUUUUGCUGUGCGGGAAAAAAGACAAAUUCACAUUGGAGCAUUUGUUCCAUUCUUGAAAGAUGACAGAUACGGACAUUUUACAGCGAUGAAAAUGGCCAUUGAUAUAAUAAACAAUCGAAGUGAUAUUUUAGGUAAUUACACCCUGGUGUUGGACUCUGAAGAUACAAUUUGGGUAAGUGCAUGGUACUUUACUGAUUUGAAUCACUUCACUGAGGAUAAUUUUGAUAGGUCGGUCUUGUAGAACGGAAUUAACAACUACUUCUCAAGCCUUUUUGUGGGGAAGAACAAGAAGAGCGCUUACCAUUUGUACGGAAAAUCAGGUAAUUCUGGGGAGACUUCACAUGGAACGGCUCGCAUCCCUGUGGAAAAAAGGUGAUACCUUCCGAGGUAUUACCUUUUUCCCGCUUUUAGCGGAACGAUCGAAGUUUUCUGUACCAUUUGAUUGGAUUAUCGGCACCAGGAUUCCGCUCAAGAGAAAACGAAAAAUUUGCCGGUAUUUGAUAUUUUUUAAAUGAUAAAACUCAAUCCAAUUGCUGUUUUCGGUGCGAAAAAAAUACCAAUACCAUUUGACUUAAGAUUUUAACCAAAGUUUCCGUACAAAUGGUAAGCACUCGAGAUUAAAAGGGCCAACAUGGCUGCCUUAACGUCAGCUGUGAACCAGCUUUAGCAGACUGAAGUUGUUUUGAAUUGUUCAAAGGAAAACGGAUUUUUGUAGCUCCUGAUUUUUGACGUUUCCAGUCACAGUUAAAUGUCCUUAAACCAACAAUGGACAUGAUAGGAUAAAAGACUAGUAUAAUGUAUUUUUCAGCAUGGUAAUAAAGGCAUUAUUCUAAAUCAUUUUCAUCCAUCAACCAAGGACAACGUCACGCGUUUGGAUACCUGAUGAAAAUCUCCUAUUUUGCUCCCUUAUCUUUUGUUUCCCGUCAUGUGAUAAUACUCCAGAGAACUGUAACCAAAUGUUUCUUUCCAAUUUUAUCUUAUUUACGUGCAUAUUAAAAGACCAAGGAGAAAAUUCCCCUGAGACCUUUAUUGGGAGAAUGAAACAAAAGUUAAAGAGGUCUUUUUCUCUCCACGACGUUGGUAUAAAAACUAUAUCAAGUACCAGUUUUCAUUGUGUAAAAUAUUACACCUCGAAGGUCUUAAGUACUCCGCUUCAAGUCGCAUUUUCAACUCUCUUCUUGCUGACUGAAAUGCAACAAAAACACUGUCUCACCUUCGAUCAAGAGAUCAUAGCUCUCUAAUUUUGAUAUUUUAAAUAGCAUCUGCGAUUUCUUUUCAAUUUUCUAUUGAUUCUCUUGAUGAAUAAAGCUGGUGUACAAAAAACCACCGGCUAAUGAUUAAGUUCAUGUCUGGAUCAGUUAAGUUUGGAUCGUCUAACACGUUUUAUCCGUCUGCUUCAGACGGAUAGAACGUCUGUCUCUGGGACAAAUGUCGAUCUUCACAUGUGACGAACUAAACUAAUAAAUUAAACAUUUGUAUGAUAAUGUAUAUUUAGCCUCGUUCGGGAGAAAAUUUAUUAAAAAUUGCUUUUUGGUCUGAUCAGAAGCAUGUUUCUGGUCUGAUUCAGUUGAUUGGUACGACGCGUUCUAAGUUCGAAGUCUGACGCAACAGACGAUCUUAACUUAAUUUAGGUCCACCCAAAUUAGAGUUUGGUUCGUCUCAUGAAAAGUUCGACGUUUAUCCUAGGCCUAACAUGUCGGACGUGACGUCAUAUUGAAAGGCUCCAUAUGGAAUGUGAAUUUAAAUCAUUUGUAUGACAUUUGCAUAUAUAUGCUUAUUUCGUAUGCUCAUAAGAAAUACUGGUAAGACAAAUAAUUUUCGAAUCAUAAGGUAUUAGACGCGUCUUUUUGCAUGUUUUAGACGUUUCCUAUUGAAAAACGAUCUGUUUUACAAUCAACUUAAACAUUUUUUAACAUUCUGAAAUUCACUGCACAAAGUAAUGCUAGGAAGACAGCUAAAAAACACACCCUACAUAUUUUUUAACGAACCGACAAACAGACAACACAGAACUGACAAUUUGCUUUCCUGUUAUGUUUUGUUCCGGCUUUGUUUUAUAAGUGCUUACAUCUGCUUUAACAUCUUUCUUUCUCUUAAAACUAAUUUUACAGCAGGAAGCUGGAAUGUUGACACUACGAAAAUAUCUCUCAUUUUCUUUUUUAAAAUGAAAAAUUCUGAUGUUGGGAGGACAAGGGCUCCUGUUGUUAGCCGUUCUUUUUAUAGUAGAUAACUUUCAAGGUGAAUUCGAUGGGAAUGGCUAAUAAUCAUAACCCAUUAGAUUCUCCACAUGUGACAGAAGUUUGUCCCAACUUCGUGUGUUAAUAUAUUUCCUUCUGUUGUUUUUUAAGGCUAGUGGUGCAACUGCCAUAAGAGCAUUGUUUACCCUGCUGAACAAGGAAAACAAACCUGUCAUUUUGCUUGGACCAUCCAACACAGCUGCCCUGGAACCCGUUGCAGAGUCGGCAAGACUAUGGAAGCUGGUUCAGGUUUGGACAUCAACUUUAUUGUUAUCAUGUUAACGUUCAACUUGUCUGUGAUGUGGCAAAAUGAAUCAAAUAAUCAAUCAGUAGAAAAUGUACCUAUGUGAUGCUUGGGGGUACUUUGAGUGCAGUUAGAUAAACGAGCAGGAUUUUCUUAUUCAUUUCUCUAUUGAUUGACUCAUUUCACUAUUACGCUGGAGUAGUAAUGGCUCGUCUUCGGCUCGCCAAUGUAAAUGCCAAUACAGAUCUCCCGCUUUAGAGCGUUUUCACAUGACUUCACGGCGACCAUAUUGGUGUUCCAAAAUAAUGAAACGGCGGCCAUGUUACUGUUCCCAAGCAGUCCUCUGCGAGUUGACUCCUCUUCUCUCGCAAGCGCAUUCUUUUGUAAUUCCAGUAAAUUUGCAUAGAUGCUGCUCGUGUGAGUGGAGACGCUCCGUACAUUGUCGUAUUCUUUAUAAAUCAUUAGUUAGGUUAUGGACGUAUUUUAUGUGGUAAGAAUGGAGAUACGCUCCGGUCGUUUCUGCAGGUAAUCAGUCUUGCAAAAGCAAAAAGGCGUUAAAUUUAAGAUUUUCUUCUUCCCGUCUUUCAGGUUUCUUAUGCAUCAGGUUCGCCAAAAUUUGAAAGCAAGAGAACCUAUCCGAACACGUACCGUGCAGCUCCGUCCUCGGCUUCAUUUAGCAAAGCAAAAGCUGCCUUCAUACAGUACUUUGGAUGGAAGAGAGUAGCCAUACUGCACCAAUACGAUCCAGAAUUUUUUUCUCCUGUACAGUACUAUUUUUUAUUUUAAUGUUUUACGUAAAUUUAGAUUGGAAGUGUGAACGUUAAGUUUCCACAGUGAUUGCACUACUGCUUUUUAACUGCGUAGCUUGAAAGUAGAAUUGGCAUUUCAACGGUUCUACAGGGGGACGAUUGUCUCAUCUUCAGAGACCCAGCAAACGAUACACAUUUAGUUCCAACAACUGCGCGGCAUAUUUGAGGAAAAUGUGUUGGAUUUGUAUGACUUACAUGCAGCUCACACUGGACCUCUGGUCUUUACAGGUUUUUUUUCCGAGAACCCUACCUCGUAAAAUCGUCCUGCCCCAAGUUCAUAAUUAUAAUCCCGACUUACGUUCCUUUUUUUUCCUUUUAAAAAUCUAAAACUCUCAAGGCAGACUUAGACUAGACGCAUAAGAUUGGACAAAAUAAACCCUCCACAUCCUCCCAUUCACUAACUAACUGAUUGAUUUAUUUAUUGUUUUGUUUGCUUGUUUUUUGCACAGACAGUGGAUAAGUUGAAGAUCGAACUUGUGAAGAGUAACAUUAGCAUCAUUGCAAUUGAGGGUUUUGAAGAGCUCGGCGAUGUCAGUUUUCAGAUGGAAAAACUCAAGGUUAACUCCCAGUCAUCAAUUAUUCAUUUCAGUUAUUUUUUGCAUUUUCUGGCUCUACCUUGCCACUGCCUCUUAGCUUCUUCUCAAAUCUGGUGUAUUUUUCUGUUUUAAUUAGAGAUUGGAUGCUAGAAUAAUUAUCGGAGAGUUCAGCUACGUCGGUGCAAGGAACGUUUUCUGUGAAGUAAGUAAUGUAACAAAGCAGAGAAUAUGCUUUACCCUGAUUUCUAGUUUCAGUGUUCAAUGCUGACCUGACUUAUAACUUGACUCAUGACUCGUUGACUCUAGCCUGCGUUGCCGAGACGGACUUGUCACUAGAGUUCUCUAUCUGAGUCUCGAAUCUGGGAAGUAGACUGUCUGCAACGCAGACUAGUUGACCCAGGUGACUAUUAAAACAAGAUUUCUCACAUUAAUGCCUGCGAUUUAUUAUGUUUUGUCCUUCUCAGACCUUUUAAAGGUAUGAAAUGAAAAAGUAGAGAGCUAUGAUGUUUUAUCUUUUUUUCUGACAAACAAAAACCUUCGUUUAGCUGUGUUACAUAUAACUCCAACUCAUGAAAUUUUGAUAAUGCAGGCCUUCAAAAGGAAGAUGUAUGGACCGAAUUAUGCUUGGAUAAUAUUUGGUGAACUCAGCCCUACAAAAAUUUUCACUGAUGACCUGAAACUUCAAAAAAGUGCUUUAAUUGAUUGUUCAAGUAACGAUCUAAAGGAGGCAGCGAAUGGUUACAUUUCCACCAUCAAGCUGGACAUCCGUAAGGACAAUAACCAAACCAUAUCCGGCUUGGUAGGUUGACUAGUACGUUGAUAGAGGACAUUAACUAUUGCGCAAACGUUUCCCUUGCUUUGCGGCACCGUAGCUUUGAAGGGUGAAUUCUGCAGGUACGAACACCAUCAUGUUACAUAAAUGCAGUGUUUCUUUGUUGGCACCGCUUUUCGCUCAAAGGACGGUGAGAUGUUAUUAAGAAGACUACCUUUUCAAGUUCUAACUUUCUUUGCAUUCAAAAAAACAGAACUUUCCUAAUAAAACACCAGUUCUGGGACGCCAUUUUUUUUUUCAUGUUGUUGUCGUUAUCAUUGUCACAUUAACGUUACUUUUUCAUGUUUCUUAAGACGUCUGAAAGAUUCUGGUGGCAGAUGAGGCAACUGAACAAGAAAAACAAUCUGAGAAAGGACUCUGCGUACGCCUUCGAUUCAGCAUGGGUAGUAGCCAUGGCACUGGAUUCCGCUUUUGCUAAAGGGAUGAAAUAUGAGAAGCUUUUAAACCGAAAACUCAAGCAAGUUGUAGCGAUAAGAAGUGGUAUUCAACACGUAAACUUCGCGGGAUUAACUGUAAGUAUAAUCUAACAUAACACGGCAGAUUUUGAAUUAAGCGUUUUAUCAAUAAGCAUUAUGCUACACUUUCUUUUAAGACACAGAAACAGAAAAAUUGUUUUGGGUGCAGGCAAAAGCUACUUUUAAAUAACAAUAUACCUCAGUUUUUCUUAAAGAUUCCAGUACUUUUAAGAUAAAAUUUAGUAUUUUUUGUUGUACAGGGGCCUGUAGGUUUUGAUGAAAACAGAGAAAGAGUUGGAACAGUUCUUAUUAAUCAAAAUAGAGAAGGUAAGGUGCUCUGUAAGGAUGAUAGUUUCUUUUAGAAAAAGUGCUUGGAAGAAGAAUUUCCUCUAAAAACGACAAGAUGAGUUAUGAAGAAACGCACCAUUUUGCAGUUGUCUCCCAAAAUAACAAGCACAUUAAAAAAUACAUUAACUUACAGGACGUUGAGAGAAGACCUUGUUAUGUGCAUUUAAAAAAAAUUCUAUAAAAUGUUUCUUGAUACAUAUUUUUUUUCUCAUUGUAAUAUUUAUAAUCAUAGUCGUUUCAGUUUAAGUUUCAGUUGAUUGCCAGCUCGUUAUGUGAAUAACAUGUAAGGUUUUUGUUGUCCUUUUUUAGGAAACGAAACUAGGAUUGGUCAACAUUUCACCUCCUCCGACGAACUCCAUCUAUUUGAAUCUGAGCGAAAUAAGAUAUGGGAAGGUAAUAAAUGUUUCCGUUGCACUUCAAUGUCUUAUCAAAAUAUCGAAAUUGCAGUCACUGAUGAUGAUGACGAUAAUGAUGAUGUAAUGACAAUAAUGAUAAUGAUGACGAUGAUAACAUUGACGUUGGUGAUUUAAUAGAUCUAUUCGGCUAACUCAAUGUUGUACCCAAUUCAAAUCUCCCGGGGAUAAGAUUCUUUGUGUAUUUUAUUUGCAUUGUAAUGUGGCAUUCACAUUUAAAUGAUAUGGAAAUUCCUGAAACAAAACGUUUUAUUCCCAAAGGGUUUGAAUUGGGUACAACAUUGAGUCAGCCGAAUAGGUCUAUGAAUAAUCGAUUAACAUGUCGGUAGAUUCUGUUGGAAAUAACCGAAGCUGAUAUAGUGUACACUCCCUCGAGUGCCUUUUUAUUAUUGAAGCGCCUUCCACUUGCCACGUCGUCUGGUGUCCUGUUUAGUUUCUUGAACAAUCUGCAACUCUAAGUACAUUCUAUAAUUUGCUCAUCUGAUGUUCAGUAUUCUUUGCAGUCUCUCCAGUUAGAUGUACACAUGAGUUUAGGGCACAGUCCGUUCAGAGUCAACGAUGAAAUGCAUGAGCAUAUGGGCUCCCCCAAAUUUAGGGCUACUCAGAUUUUUUGGGCAGCAAGGGAAAUUUGGGCAAAGCCAGUUUUUAAAGAUUCAAAAACCUAACAUAAGAGCAGAGCUUUAAUGACCGCCAUUUGUGACUUGGAGUUUAUCUUCGGACUGUGUGUGCUGAAAGUAAUCCUGAGCAACAAUAGUAGUCUGUGCAAGGUUGGGACUGUGAGAAUUCUAUCAGAUGUGCCAUUUUCUAGGGAGGGACAGAUUUACUAGAUCUUACUAGACGUCGCUUAAGCUCUCUCCAACUAAGUUUAUAACAUUGUUACUGGCCAAAGACGUUUCUGUUGCGUGCCCAUAUAUAGUACUACUCGAAUUUUGUUAGAAACGACCUUUAUCUAUGGAUAAUCAGUUGCUGACCUGCAGCUUGAGCUGGGGCUAUGAACGCCUGCUACGGUGAGAUUUCUCUAAUUUCAAGCAUUGUUCUAAGCAGACUUAAUGCCAAAUAAAGCAGAGUAAAAGUCUCCAUUGUUCCAUGUUACAAGAAACGCGGUUGCGUGGCUUUGGCUUUCGACUCUUUUUGAUUUCAUCUUUUGCAUUUCUCCUUCAGACAAUCGACCACCGAAGGAUCACACCAGCAGAAAAAUUGAGCUGAUGAUGAGUCCCUUACCACUUAUCGUCAUAAUGUGGCUCAUGGCAGCGAUCGGCAUCAUCUGCUCGUUGAGCUUUCUAUAUUUUAACAUCAGUAAAGGUAAAAACAGGUAGGACUUUAACCUUGCUGUUUCUGACCUUUUCCAAUACAAAACAUAUUCUCAAGUAAAAGCCUUUUUGAUUUGUUUCUGAUCUCUAAUCUCAACUUGCAUUAAAUAUUGGAGCUCUUUGCAAAUUUACAUCUUUUAUUUUCAUUUUGUCAGGAUAAUCAAGAUGUCGUCGCCUAAACUUAACAAUAUUAUUAUUAUGGGAUGCAUCCUGUGCUACGCCUCCAUUGUUUUGUUGGGUUUGGAUGCGAGGUUUCUCGAUUUGCAAGGUUAUGGCAUCAACUGCAACGUAAGGAAAUUAAUUAUUAACGAGCAUUUUCUUGAGCAAGAGUUUACCCUUUUCUGACGCAUAAUAUAGCUGUAACAUUUCAAGAGAAAGCUUUCCUUCAUUUGGUAAACAAUGUACUGAGGCGGCAAACGUAGAAUUCCCGAUAAGACAGGUUUUAACACGGGUCCGGACAAAUUUUUGAACGGACUAAUUUUUCCCUGUGCAACCUGUUUACACGGAACCGUGCCAAAUCUGUACAUGUUACAGUAGUUUUCAAACAAAUUUUUGCCGGUGGCAGCAUUGAAAUGGCUUUUUUUUUUAAUCAAGGCGCGUAACUAGGCUUCAGACUUGUCAGUAAAACGUGGGGUCGGGGCCGGGGUCUAUCAUUUUGUUUAAAAGAGUGUUGUUUUAGUUUUAGGGUUACGGUUAGGUUAGGGUUAGGGUUAGUGUCAACCCUAACCCUAACCAUAAUCGUAACCCUAAAACAGCAUUCUUUGAAUAUAAGACAGACCCCAACCCCGGCCCCGAACCCGACCCCGACCUCGUCCCGCGUUUUACUGAUACCCGGCUUCUACCCCACAAACUUUGCAAAAACUUGCACAGUUCAGGUGUUUACACGAGUCCAUGUAACAGCGGAACCGUUCCUGUCAGGUCAAAAAAGUUGCCCACCUUGCCUUAGGUCCCUUGUAAACGAAAGGCAGAUCCAAUUUCACAAGUGUUUGUGCGUUCAAAACUUUGUCCGGGCCCGAGUAAAGGGGGUCAGCCUUUAAGAUAGCAGUUAUAUUUCUACCCAUUCUAUUCCUUCCCGUAUUUUUGAAGGAAGAAAAUGAGCCAAAAAAUGUAAAGUUUUGGAUUUAUUAAUAAAAUGAGUUCGAUUCUUACCAACAGGCACGAGCUGCAGUGCUGUCUAUCGGAUUUUCCUUAUCCUUCGGUGCAAUGUUCAGCAAAACAUGGCGAGUUCACAAGAUAUUCACAGCGGCCAAGACUCUCAAGAAAAUGGUACGAUGUGGUCCACUCUGUAUUGCAGUUAGGUCUAGGUGUUUGCAAAUUAUACGGCAGAUAAAGGCUUCUCUUGACCUUGACCUCUUGACCUUGACCUCUUGACCUUGAAUUGGAUGAAAAUUCAAGAUGGAUACUCCACGAUUAGAAUACGAGCAUUCAACUAGUGUAAAGUAACCUCAAAAGAAACCCUAGCUAUCGUUGUGUAGACCUUUUGUUUAAUUUAGGAAAUUUCAUAAAAAAUAUUAGCUUUAGUGUUCUAUGCACUGUUUUUCUCUUACAGUAACAUACUUUACUAGCCUCCCCGCAGACGUCCUUUGGGGUUCGUUUGUCACGCAUUCAUUUCUCCCCACGGACGACGUCCGUGGGGGAGAAAUGAAUGCGCGGGGAGGCUACAUACUUUACUUGCGUCCCUCGACAAAUUACAAUUGGGUAGAAUGAUAUGGUGAGAUAAAUAAUUAAAACCCAGCAAUCUGAAAUGAAGCAUGAACGGUUCUUUAACAUUCCAAUGCUAAAAGUAAUCACCAAUGCAUAAAAUGUAGUUAAAGAUUUAGAGUAUGUAUACUAACUUCUAUGAUGUUCUUAAUCGAAUGAAUCUUUACCGGGAAUAAUUUCGUAAACACUGUUUUCUAUUAUAUUAUAACAGGCUAUAAAGGAUCUUCAUCUCCUUGCUAUCGUAGCAGUAUUGUUAACAGUGGAUGUUAUUUUCUUGUCCUGCUGGAUUAUUAUCGACCCAUUCCAAGCUGAAGAAUUAAAAUUCGAAGAACUGGUAGGAACUUUUGAGUCGUUUUAACUUCUCGCGUGAACUAUUGAUCACGAUAAAACCUUGGUGUUUAACAGCUUCAACUGCUUAAAAAAACUCGAAGGUCAUAUUAUCAUUAUUUACUCUUGCAGGGGUACAAUAUGCUUGUGAAGCUCCAGCUUUGAAUGCUCCCAUUGGGUUGUUUCUUUCUUGUUUCCUAGUUUCUUAGAAUGGAUAAUCUUUCUACUGAGCUACGGCAGGCAAACUCUCUUGGGGCUUUCAGGGCUGCUUGGGGCUGAAAACAUUUUUUACUAUAUAGUUGUUGUUUUUUUCUCUUUUUUUGAUUCCUGAUGGACUGACAUUGCCUAAGUAAAAGUUUUCAUCCAUUUAUUUCAUUCAUUCAUUCAUUCAUUCAUUCAUUCAUUCAUUCAUUCACUCAUCUACUCAUUCAUAUAGGCGUACCUUUAACUAACAAAUAUGUUAUAGCAUGAUUACUUUCAUGUCAUUUUUUAUCCAUAGAGCCGAAAGCAACAAGACACUAUCAUCAUUCCGGCUUUAUACCAGUGCACCUGCAAAUACAAGACCUAUUUUCUGGCAGUCCUAUUUGCCUACAAAGGAAUACUUCUGUUAUUUGGGCUUUUCCUAGCCUGGGAGACACGCAAUGUCACAAUUCCUGCCUUAAAUGACUCCAAGUACAUUGGGAUGUCUGUUUAUAAUGUUGUUGUGUUGUCCAUUAUCGGUGCUAUUGUGGCCAUUGCACUGGAUGGAUCCAUGUACUACGAAGCUCCUUAUGCCAUUUCCUCGCUCUGUCUUAUUGUUUGUACUACAGUUACGCUGUUACUGGUAUUUGUUCCAAAGGUAAGUCAUAACAUAAUUGUGCCGCUGCUAAUACUUCGUACUGCUAUUGCUACUGCCGCUACUGCUGCUACUACUAUUACUAACUACCAAUACCACCACCAGUACCACUACCACCACCACUGCCACUACUAGUGCCACCACCACAACCACUACCACUACCACCACCACCACCACCAUUACCACCGACCUCUACUACCCCUUCUACUACCACCACUACCACCGCCUCUACCACCACCGCCACUACCACCACCGCCACUACCACCACCUCCACCACCACCACCUUCACCAUCACUACCACUGCCACUGCCACCAAUACCACCGCCCCCACCACCACCACCACCACCACCACCACCACCACUACCUCUACCAUGCCGUGACGUCUUACUGUAAGCUCUGUAAAAAUAACCAGCAGCGUGAAUGAAAAUCGUCGUUUUUCAUUUUAAAACACCCCCAAUACCUUUACCUUUAGAUCUACCAAUUCCUUAUGAAGGAAGAAGGAAUCCUCCAAGCCUCCUCUAUGCAUGCUGCUGCUACCGGCAGACCGCGGGCUCAUAGUCACAGCCUGACGUGCGCAAGCCCUGUGCUUAAAGAACGACAUACCUCAUUUACCUGCAAAAGCACACAAACAGAUUUUGAUGCCCCAGAAAGUGCAGGUAAAGAAAGUAAUGAUUGAAUAAUGGCAUGAAUACCAAGUGCAUGAUGUUAAAUAACAAGUAAAUACAUUUGUAGUUAAGACAAAUAACGGUUUGGUGGUCGCAAUUCCACAGCGUGGUUCUUGGUCUACCACUCCAGAUAAAAUUGGGCUGAGUCGAAAGCGAAAAACUGGAGAGUAAAGUAAACUGUAGAAUACCAGGAGAAAACCUUUCCAGUGCAACCGCGACAACCAACAAUACACUCGACCCACCCUCUGAGCUUCAAACCUGUGUCACAUUACUGGGGUAGCAGUUGGGAUGGUGUGCUGCCAUAACUACGCCACCUUUGCUCGUUGCAAUAUCGAUAACGUCGAAAGAUAAAAAAUAUUCCUAAUAUCCUUCCUUUGAGGAUCAUUUAGGCAGUCUAUAGUUUUUGCUUGAAUGAUCAUACUAUUUUUGUAUUCCGCAAGACAUUUAUAAGCAGAGCAGCACGAAUAGCAUAAACACAUCACGCCCGGGAAACGCCUACUUGUCUGUCUCUAUUGCCAUUACUGGCAACCUUUUCCUGCUGUCAAAUGAAGCAAGGCAGGAAAAUAUAUGUAGGAUAAAGGUUGAAAUUGUUGCUGAAGUUGAAUAAUGUCUUUUUUCUAUAUUCUGUUGCCUCGCAUCAUCAGAAACUUGUUUCAAAAUUUCAAGCUCUUUUACUAUGCUUUUAGGCCCCAGUACUCUCCUCAUUCCACUUCUUGAAAACCGGGUAGAAUACGAUGGACAUGCAAGAGUUUAAAAAUGUUGUAAGUAAUUCAUACGCACACUAUUUCGCUCAUCUCAUCUCCACAUAACAGCUUUGGUUUCUAGUCAUACAUUUCUAAAGAAACCUUCUUGACGGAUACUAAUGAACUUCUUGGCAGCUAGGGCCUUCUUCUUGUUACUCUUUUUAUCUUUUUACUUCAGGGAAUAUCUGUUGAUGGAACAUAUCUGAGGGGUAACUGACCUGUUCAGGGUCACCCUCCAUAAUUGCCUUGAAAGAUAGGAGACUCAUUUGCUGACCAAAUCACUGCCAUUUGGUCUUGUCUAUCUUUUUGCCUUGAGAAAAGUGCAAUCGUCACAUAAGAAAUCUCAAUAGACCAUUUUACAGUUGUUGGCUAAGUAUCCUAGCCUAUGAGUAAACGUCAGGAUGAGGCUGACCUUGUUUUGAUACAAAACCCUUUUGUUAUAAAUUAAAUCCGCGUUGCCGAUAGCAACGCGUCCCUUAAAUUCCCUAAGGGUAUUUUGCAUUCAAGCGCUAUGUUUUAAAAAUUCAGUUUGAGCUAGCAGUGGACAUGAACAGAAGAAUUCAGAUUUAGAAACGAAGACCCGGAGAUAAUUCACGCUAGUAUGAGUAGUUUGUUCUAAGAGUUUUUUCAUCCUUUGAGCGAAUUUCUUAUCAAGAUAUUUAGGUUUUUCCUUUUUCAGCGAAUCAUUCUGUAAAUCACACUAUUAAUCCUCGAAAUGUAGAGGUGAAAGAGGCGAGCCGAUUUCGACGCUUGAUUGCUAAUUAACUUGAACUGUUAGAAUACUGAGACACAGAGAAUUAAAUAAUGAAUCUUGAAGAACAGCGAAAAGACGACGACACCAUUCUAUUCUUAUAAAAAUUAAGCUUAGGACUCACAUAGCAAAAGGGGUUUUAUCAAAACAAGGACAACUCAAGCCUCGUUUUUACCUGUAACUGUAAAUUGGGGUAUUAUCUAAAAUCUUUAAAUUCCACUUUGCAAUCUCUUUUCCUUUGGAAUUUCCAAUGGUGAAGAAAUUACUUUCUCUUUCCCUCUUUGAUGCACGUGAGGCAUCUGCCAGUGGAAUUCCAAGCACAGAUCUCUGUGUUUCGUUUCUCAAUCCAAUCUAUUUCUUUUUUUCCUUCAAACUGAAUUACCACUUCUUAGGCACCACAAAAGUAUUAAACUGGUGGAAUAAACUUCCUUGCAGCGGCGGCAAAUAUAUCGGGGAGCUGGUCUAACUUUUGGCAAAAGGUGCUUACAAUCUUAGAUCUGAUAGUGGAGUAUAGGUGACCACGCCCUCCUUUAAGACUAACUCCAGGAAACAGAUCUAAUCAAGUCCAGCUCCAAAGCACGCCAUUGCAGAUGUUAAUUCUUUGGUUAAUUUACAAUAACUUAGUUGGCUCUAACUCUUUCGUUACCAAACUUGGUCUGAAAGUACAAAAUAUCCAGCCAAUCAAAUUGGCAUGAAUUUGACAUCAAAAUGUCAAAAUAUGACGUUACAAUUGCGCACGUUAUUCAUACUGAAAUUGUAAACUUUAGAAUCGUUCCAUUUUUUAAUAUCAAUUUUAAAAGAGCUAUUCAAGGAGAGAUGAAACCUGAAAAAAAUUUGCAAUAUCUUAUAUAUGAGCUGAGAUACGACAUUUCAAUUUGGAUAAAUUUGUACUACAAAGUAAAAUAAGUCUUAAUUUAAGCGUUUCAUUGUCGUGUCACCAUUACCAUUUAAUAUAAACAUAAGACAUCUUUAUCUUCGAAAGCUAAAGGAAAAAGAAAAUUUUGAAAAACGAAAUUCCUAACUGCACAAAAACCAAGAAAACAGUUUUGCGACGUCAUUAAAAUGUCAAAAUCAAAGGGUUCGUUUUUUAAGGAAAAAUAUGGUUCCAGGUGCACUGAAAUAUCUUUAUUAAAAUCCCAUAACUCGAUUUCUACGUGUCGUAGCGAGAAACGGUUUUCAGCGUAGAUAUAAGGGCGCUUUUCAUUUGUCAGAACUUACCGGCCAGACCAUUCCCGUCGCACUAAUAAUCUCACUUUUAAUCAAAACUCUCCAGCCAGAUCAGUCAAAUCCUAAAUAGUAUGCACGAAGGAGAACAUUUUUCAGCAAAAACGCUUGGAAAAAGCCUAUUUCAUUUUAAACUGACUUGUCCGGCCAUGGUCCGUGCGGCCAGUUUUGACAAAUGGAAAGCGCCCUAAGUUUGACUUUGAAAUUAAAAAAUUCAUUUAACCAAUUUUGGUGACGUCAGCCCUUAUGACGUCAUAAUUUGACAUUUUGUGUCAACCAAAAAAAAAAUUAACUGGUCAACAAUCGAACUCUAUCUGGCACGACUGGUCAAGAAAUGAAAAGAAAUGUAAAAGUUACGUAAAUUUAGCCUAAAUGACCGAUUUGAGGGGUGGUUUGGCCCUAGCGUAAUUAAUGUUACGAUAUCAAGUUACAUUGUAGUUUUUUUCAUCAAAUUCGAUAGCUUUUUAGUUAUAUUAAUUGAAAUUAUUUCGUGACUAGCCAGCGGUCACCAAUGAUGUUACAUAAUAUUGCCCAAAUAUAAAAUGGCGAAUCGUUUCCAGGCAGGAGUGAACUCAACAAAGUGACCAAAGUGUUCAUUGCUAUCCGUAGACAAAAAAGUCGAAAUUCUGACUAAAUCUGAAGGGAAGAAAUGCAAGAGUACACAAAAACAUAUUGGUCGAUGAAAGUCAUCUACUUUUUUGAGUAGUAUCUGCGACAAAAAACAUCUGUUUAUGUACUGAAGCCGUACGACGAACAGGCAAAUGUUUUGAAGAAAGUAUAGACGGAGAUAGGGUUGGUAAGAACUUAGAAAUAUUUUGAAUGAAUAACACAAGAAUUACCGUGAAAUUCCGAAAAUAAGCCCGGGGGCUUAUAUUUUUCAAAGACCCUUUUUGAGGGGCUUAUCUACAGAGGGAAAUUUGCGUUUCAAAAUUGAUUGGGUUAGCCUUAUAGUUGGCAGUAAAUUUACUUUGUAGUUGAGGGCAAUUCUCCAAGUACAAGCCCCCGGGGGAGGGGGGUAUAUUUGGAGAGGCGAUUUAACGGAGGUUUUUUGUGUUACCGGUUCCUGGGGCUUAUACUUGGAGGGGCUUAUACAUGGAGGGGCUUAUUUUCGGAAUUUUACGGUAUUGAACUUGGCUUUCGUAUGAUAUGAGAAAUUAUGCAGAUCUCGGCCUCGGUGGAUAAUUGAUAACACCCUCCUCGAUCUACAUAAUUCCUCGUAUACAGUCAACUCCCUCUAAGACGGCUUCUUUGGGACCAGCACUAAGUGUCCGUCUUAGAGAUAUGUCCGUCUUAUAGAGAGUCAAAUAAAGGGAGUAAAGAAAGGCAGGGACCAACCCUAGGCGUCCGUUGUAGGGAGGCGUCCGUAUUAUAGAGGUGUCCGUUAAGAGAGAGUCGACUGUAAUACUAAACCUAAUUCAAUAAUUGUUUAUUGUAAGAUUUUCAAUUGAAUUAUAUUAUCUGUAUACCGAUAUUUGUAAACUGCAUGAUAUCUAAUUCUAUUACUGCGCUACUUUCGUUUAUAUCUACAGUACAUUGCAAUGCAUGCAUAAUCAUUCAAUAGAAGCAAUUAGUUAUUGAUUAAAAGGUUAUUAGAGACGCAAUCUUUACGCAUGAAAUUAGUUAUAACUCAUGUUUAUCCCCCACCCAAUGCAAUCUUCAAAAGCAGACGGUCUGUCAUUUCACUAGCGACAAAAUAUCUCAAGCAAAAGUGUGUGUGUAACAAACUGAUUUUACUUUUUAGUGAACGAAGUAAUGUUCAAGAACCGAGGCUUCGGCGCAGAUGACAUACCGUAUGAAAUACGCAUGGACGACAUCCAUUUAGACGAAACAAUGAUGGUAGAAUUUAGCCCCCGUUCCUGUGAGACUGUCAUCAAAAAUAGCUACCACACUGGAGGUCCAAGCGGCUCUAAAUGA